CGAGUCACCAAGUGACUCUCCGCCUCGAUGGAAGAGAGAGACGACGGUGUUGACAGUUCCUCCUGCUGUGGAUUCACCAGGAGUCAUUUCAUGCCAAUUUUUUUGUACGAGAUAUUUUAGCUCAUUUCCCAUAGUUUGAUUUUCAGAUGUAUUUUUAAGAAAGGAGACACUAUGAGCUGAACAGGACAAGUCUAUGUUGAAGACCGGGUAAAUGAGCUACUAGUUACCGUUGGCUAUCUAGCAUGCGGUGACUGUGAGGCGGGCCCCAUCCUGAGUCUUCUUCUUCUACCCUUUCUGCCCACAGCAUGCGGUGACUGUGAGGCGGGCCCCAUCCUGAGUCUUCUUCUUCUACCCUUUCUGCCCACAGCAUGCGGUGACUGUGAGGCGGGCCCCAUCCUGAGUCUUCUUCUUCUACCCUUUCUGCCCACAGCAUGCGGUGACUGUGAGGCGGGCCCCAUCCUGAGUCUGUACGAUGAAGAGCCCGGUACACAGGUGCAGGGACGUGGAGAGGCAGGCUGCCUGCCUGCAGACUGAGCAGCCGUGUGUCCCUGUCUCCCAGCACAUCCCCAGUGGCAUGUGGUUUAUCAGGGACGCGUGUGGCAUCGUGUGCGGGGUUAUCACCUGGAUGUUGGUGUUCUAUGCUGAGUUUGUUGUGCUCUUCGUCAUGCUGUUGCCUUCUAAAAACCUGACCUAUAGCUUAGUCAACGGGACUGUGUUCAACACUCUGGCCUUCCUGGCUCUCGCCUCUCACUUCAGGGCCAUGUGCACCGACCCUGGAGCUGUGCCAACAGGAAACGCCACUAAAGAGUACAUCGAGAGUCUUCAGCUGAAGCCGGGACAGGUGGUGUACAAGUGUCCCAAGUGCUGCAGCAUCAAGCCUGACCGGGCACAUCACUGUAGUGUGUGUAAGCGCUGCAUAAGGAAGAUGGACCACCACUGUCCCUGGGUUAACAACUGUGUGGGAGAGAACAACCAGAAGUUCUUUGUGCUCUUCACAAUGUACAUCGCACUCAUCUCCCUCCACUCUCUGGUGAUGGUGGUCUUCCACUUCCUGUACUGCUUCGAAGAUGAUUGGACAAAGUGCAGUUCCUUCUCACCUCCUGCGACCGUCAUCCUCCUCAUCCUCCUGUGCUUUGAGGCCCUCCUCUUCCUCAUCUUCACCUCUGUGAUGUUCGGGACUCAGGUCCAUUCCAUCUGUACAGACGAGACGGGCAUCGAACGUCUGAAGGGGGAGCAGGCCAGGUGGGAGAAGACUUCCUGCUGGGAGGCGAUGAAGUCAGCAUUUGGAGGGCCCUUCUCCCCAUCCUGGCUCAGUCCCUUCUCCGACCUCCGCUGUAAGAGGGAUCCCGAUGACCACGUGGCGCUGCCGCAGGGGGAGAUCGUCGAGGAGGACGUCAUAGAGAUACCGCUGGUCUAGUGUCAUGAGACUCCCGUAGAAUUAGAAUGAACAGAAUGGCCGUCCCGUAGAAUUAGAAUGAACAGAAUGGCCGUCCCGUAGAACUAGAAUGAACAGAAUGGCCGUCCCGUAGAACUAGAAUGAAUAGAAUGGCCGUCCCGUAGAACUAGAAUGAAUAGAAUGGCCGUCCCGUAGAACUAGAAUGAACAGAAUGGGCGUGGAACCUAGCACCCUGGCAGGUUUUGACUGGUGAACUCCUGGGUACACUUGCUAUGGAAGCCUGGUGUUGUGAUCCAUUAUGGCGUUGUUGACUUCAUAAUUAGGAGGGUGAUUUACAUCUGUCCUAUUUCAGACAUGUACCAGUGUGUAUUAUACACGUGUGAAUUGUAUUUUUUUUUUUUUCUGUAUAUCUCAACUCUCCCUGAGACGCCCUCGGGGGGGGGAGAUCUGGACUAGGCUUUUAUAGAGAUGCCAGUUCUAUUCAUUCUAUUUCUAUACAGACUCAACUGGUCGAGUGCGGUGUCCUUCCCACAUGGAUUCUCAACUCUCCCUGAGACACCCUCGGGGGGGGGAAGAGAUCUG
Molecule: messenger RNA, 1978 nt
Organism: Oncorhynchus gorbuscha (pink salmon)
Lineage: Eukaryota; Metazoa; Chordata; Actinopteri; Salmoniformes; Salmonidae
Gene: zdhhc3a
Product: zinc finger DHHC-type palmitoyltransferase 3a
Exons: 9
Coding region: 473-1417 (314 amino acids)
Biological process (GO): protein targeting to membrane; peptidyl-L-cysteine S-palmitoylation
Cellular component (GO): Golgi apparatus; endoplasmic reticulum
Molecular function (GO): protein-cysteine S-palmitoyltransferase activity
Source: RefSeq, a predicted model, not a curated record